CACACUAUUUCUGUUCUGGGUUUGUGGUGAUCCGAAGAUGGACGACGAAUUGCUGGAAUUGCAGAGACAAUUCGAGUUUGCGCAGCAGGCAAAAUCCAGCGUCCGAUUAUCCGACCGAAACGUCGUCGAAUUGGUCCAGAAGCUUCACGAGCUCCGCAUCAUCGAUUUCGACCUUCUCCACACCGUAUCCGGCAAAGAAUACAUCACUCCUGAGCAAUUGAGGCAUGAGAUUGUGGCGGAGAUCAAGAAAUCAGGGCGUGUUUCGUUGAUUGAUCUGGCGGACACUAUCGGCGUUGAUUUGUACCAUGUGGAGAAGCAAUCUCACCAAAUUGUUUCGGACGACCCGGAGCUAAUGUUAAUUCAAGGGGAAAUUAUAUCGCAAUUUUAUUGGGACUCCGUUGCCGAAGAAAUCAACGACAGGCUUCAAGAAUGCAGUCAGAUUGCUCUAGCAGAACUCGCCGCACAGUUGAAUGUGGGUUUAGAAUUGGUUGCCUCAGUGUUGGAGCCACGCCUUGGCACUUUGGUGAAAGGUAGGCUUGAAGGUGGGCAAUUGUAUACUCCUGCUUAUGUUGCUCGUGUGAGUGCCAUGGUUCGUGGUGCUUCCAGGGGUAUUACAGUCCCAACAAAUUUGUCAAUGCUGUGGAGUUCUUUGCAGCAACUACUGCAAGAAAUGGAUGGCACGACUGGUGUUGCUGUUGAUAAUUCGUUUUUCCAAUCCCUGUUUAAUGGGCUUGUUAAGGAAGGACAGAUUCUGGGGUCACUUCGAGCAGGAGUUCAUUGGACGCCCACUGUCUUCGCUGUUGCUCAGAAGGAAUGCAUUGAUUCAUUUUUUUCACAGAAUUCUUUUAUGAGCUAUGAGGUUCUUCAAAACCUUGGCAUUCCCCAACCUAUUCAGUUUCUGAAGUCCAGGUAUCCUGAAGGUACAGCUUUAGUUUCUACAUUUGUUCAUCCCUCAUUGAUUGAGAUUUUGGAUGCUGCUGCUGAGGAUACUCUUGAACGUGGUAGCUGGAUUGAUGCUCUCUCUAUCUUACCUGCAUCCUUUGGGUCUCAAGACGCAUUUAAACUUUUGUCCCUUUGUCCUUCCGUUCAGUUGGCUCUAAAGUCUAAUAAGGCAGUUAUUUUUGGAGAGUCCUAUCUAUUUAGCGAUGGCUUUAUUAAGGAUGUGUACGAUCGCCUGGAGAAGGAGAUGGAAAAACUUAGCGUUUCAGAAUCUUCUGGUGCCAUUCUGUCAGGCGAUCUGCCUGAUACUAAAGUUGGACAUGAUUCAAGCAGGUUUACUGACUUAGAUGAAACUGGUAGUGAGAUGGGCAGUAGUCAACAUGCCACUGAUAGAGGGUCAAAGAAAAAAAGAGGCAAGUCAUCUGGGACUGUGGCAGCAAGUGAAACAGAAAGUCGUAUAAAAACCCAGGAAAGUGCUACUUCAAAAUCUAAGAAAAACCAGAGAAAAGGCAAGGAUACCUCUUCUUCGCAACUGUCAGACUCAAAAGCAGCUGUUAAGAAGCAAUCAUCUAAAACAACAGAGGACAAUUACAACAUUCCAUCAGAAGAAUGGAUAAUGCAGAAAAUUGCAAAGCUGGUUCCUGAAUUUGAAGAGCAAGGUAUUGAUGAUUGUGAGACAAUUGUUAGACCUUUAGCAAACUAUAUGAGACCUAAGCUCGUCGAAUUUUGGAAGCAGAGGAGGAAGGCAUUGUUUACAGAAAAUGCAGAGCAAAUGAAAAACUUGCUUGACAAUUUGCAAAAGAAGCUUGAUGAGUCUUUCUUGAACAUGCAACUUUAUGAAAAAGCCUUAGAUUUGUUUGAAGAUGACCAAUCAACUUUAGUCAUUUUGCACCGGCAUUUGUUGAGAACUACAGCUUCAGCUAUUGCAGAUACUCUCAUCCAUAACUUGGAUAUGCACAACAAAUUAAAGAAUGGAGUUGAAGUUGAGCCUCAGACUUCAGAUUCUGUUUCACUUAGUCCUGGAGAAAGAACAGCAAUGGCUAAGAGUUUUCCCGGAUCUCUUUCGAAUAUGGCUCUUGCAGUGGCUGAAGCUCUGGAAGGAAAGCGGGUGGAAACAUUCAUGAUUGCACUAAGAGCUAUUGCAGAAGAAAGCGGAUUAAUCUUAAGAAAGCUUGACAAGAAAUUGGAGAGAACACUUCUGCAUUCAUAUAGAAAGGACUUGACAUCUCAAGUUUCUGCCGAAACAGAUCCAGUUUCUCUUCUGCCAAAAGUCGUUUCACUAUUGUAUAUACAGCUUUAUCACAAAGCUCUUCAAGCUCCUGGAAGGGCCAUUUCUGUUGCUAUUACUCGGCUAAAGGAUAAAUUAGAAGAUUCAGCCUACAAGAUCCUAACAGAUUACCAAGCGGCAACUGUGACCCUCUUGGCACUAUUAUCUGCUUCAACCGGCGAUGAAGAAGACUGUACAUCUGAUAGAAUUUUAAGCAAAAGGGAGCUUCUCGAGAGUCAAAUGGCAGCCCUGAAACGCCUGGUCUUGACCGCUUCUCAAUCUUGAAUCAAGUUUCUGGGUGGAUACAAGACAAUCAACGGAUACAUACUAUUGGUGCUAGAUUUUGAGCUGUAGUCUUCCUUUUUUUUUUUUUUUUUUUUUUUUGGGUAGAGUUAAAACGUUUCAGAAACAAGGUCAUACUUUCGAGUGAAAUGGUGGGAACAGAUAACGUUGUAUGAUGGAACAAGACAAUUCUUUGUUUUUCGGAAAUUCUAAUGUUAGUCACGAUCUCUAUCUAAAUUGCUAACCGUGUUAGAUUG
This is a messenger RNA of Morus notabilis, 2745 nucleotides long. RefSeq names its product E3 UFM1-protein ligase 1 homolog. Gene Ontology annotation, biological process: response to endoplasmic reticulum stress; regulation of proteasomal ubiquitin-dependent protein catabolic process; protein K69-linked ufmylation. The coding region runs from base 38 to 2491 and encodes 817 amino acids. Gene Ontology annotation, molecular function: UFM1 ligase activity. Lineage: Eukaryota; Viridiplantae; Streptophyta; Magnoliopsida; Rosales; Moraceae. The transcript has 20 exons. Gene Ontology annotation, cellular component: endoplasmic reticulum membrane. The record is from RefSeq and is a predicted model, not a curated record.